Melampsora larici-populina 98AG31 is the source of this 1551-nucleotide messenger RNA. RefSeq lists its product as uncharacterized. The record is from RefSeq and is a predicted model, not a curated record. The transcript is spliced from 4 exons. Lineage: Eukaryota; Fungi; Basidiomycota; Pucciniomycetes; Pucciniales; Melampsoraceae. Bases 1 to 1551 code for a protein of 516 amino acids.
AUGAUCGGAACAGACUGGCUAGAUAGCUUCAAUGAGUAUCAAGGAGAUGAUGACGAGGAGGAAAAAGAGAUGGGUAUCAGAACACGUCCUGUAUUUCCUGUUAGCAGACAAAAGGACAAGUCUUCAGCCACAUUGUCUUCGAGCUUGAACGACACACCUCAGAUAUACAAUCAACCUUCUCAGCCAUUAUCACAAUCAAAUAAUCAAACCGAUUGCUUCGAACCAGAAAUUUCAGAUCCAAUUGAUAUUGGUCAAAUCGAAGAAGGACCACAAAAAGAUUUCAUCGAUAACCCAUGGACCAUUGCUCAUCGGAGAGCUAUAGCUCAGAGAGAAAAAGUGCCACCAAAUCCUAUCAAAUCCAUCGAGAGGGAGGACGAAACAUAUAAUACAAAGCGAACAACAAGAAGGGGUUCCAAAAGUACUACUUUUCUGCCAUUAUCAAGAAGAGGGCAAAUAUAUCGAAAUCAGCCAGGUGCUGAAUCCGAGAAUGUUUCAUCAAGUUUGCAAAAUCAAUCUGAAUUUUCACAACCGCCUUUGAACUUUUCGGAAGAGGAGAACGAGCCGGAGAUCGAAAUCAUUCAUCAAAGUGAUCCAAAGCACAAUCCAUACAAAAAACUAAGAUUUGAUGGUGAAACGAAUCAUUCGAAAUCAAGUGUGGAGUUUGGUAUUUCAAACUUUGGCUCCGAUUCUAUGGCUGUAUCAGAGACUGGUACUCUACUCACACAUGGCCGUACUACCAACACAAGUGGAUCAGCUCAGGGCUCAGAGCUUGACAUGAUCAAUCCUGGUGUCGAGCAAUUGAAUAGCCGGGAAUACAUUGACGUUGACGACGAGAGACGAAGUAGGAUGAUGAAAACGGUGCCUAAAUUGACGCGUUCCCAACAGCAAUCAAAAUCUCACAGGAAGGCAAAGUCCAUUUUGCGUCCAAUUAAACAUUUGGAGACAACCUUCAACGGGGUCAAAGCUGGUCAUUCGAUCAACCUCAGCUCACCACUGGUCCAGCACAUGAACCAUAUACCCAGCACAACUUCCACCUCAACAUCAACUGCACAAUCAAAUCACCUAAAACCUAUCAAACCGCAUCCUGCACUAUCUGCCUUAUAUAUGCCAUCCAACACUCUCAACGAAUUCAGAUCGGGAAGAGGGAAACAAGUUGACGAUGAAGAAAUCACUCCAGUAAUUAGAUCAAGAGCUAUGAAAUCACAACCGAACAGAAGAUCUAGUAUUUCUAAAAGAAGGAAAUUGUUGAAGAAAAACUCUGGACUUGAAAAUCGACUGGAACAGGUUGGUCCAUCGAGUCCCAUUGAUAACAUAGCUAAAAGAUCGAUUUCUAAAAACAAAACUAUCAAGAUGAAAGAAACAUCAAAAAUCUCAAAGGAAAAGGAUAAGGAUAAUUUGGGACAUGUAGUCAGAGGUCAUGGAUUAGAUUCUUUGACUUCAGAAUCAUAUGGUAUGAUGAGAGAAAUGCUCGAGAUCCAGAUUAGAGAAUCGGAUGAAUGGCCAUCUAGUGAUCAAGUGGCUGAAGUUUUAUUUGGACUUGCAGUACCUUGA